CACCUCUCAUUACUCAUCAGUCGGGAUUUAGUACUCACAAAAAAUGGAGAAAAUCGUAUUCAUCACACUUCUAGCAAGCGCAUUCGCGGCUCCGGGAUACUACGUACCCCUUGCCAAGUCUACUCUAACGACUAGCAGUCAAACGGUUGACCACGGCAGUAGCCACAUACUCCACGCACCACUGAUGGUUCCUCUUGCGAAAACAACAUCGACGCACAGCAACCAAGUUGUCAACCACGGAAGUACCGCGAUAUACCAUGCUCCUGCUGUUUACCACACACCUGCCGUUUACCACGCGCCCUUACACCAAGUGACCACAGUGGAACAUCACCCAGUUGUCUUCCCCGCUACCUCCAUCUACUCUUACAAGACUCCUGACUCAGCUAUAACACAUCACUCCUCGGAAGUACAUGAAACUGUGCCUUAUUAUGCGUACCAUUAAAUUUUAAAUUAUUA
Pieris rapae (cabbage white) is the source of this 456-nucleotide messenger RNA. RefSeq lists its product as uncharacterized. Bases 44 to 442 code for a protein of 132 amino acids. The record is from RefSeq and is a predicted model, not a curated record. The transcript is spliced from 2 exons. NCBI's taxonomy places the organism in Eukaryota, Metazoa, Arthropoda, Insecta, Lepidoptera, Pieridae.